GCCCUCAGUGCUUGCAGUUUCAUUAUUACCUUAGUCCCACUACAAAGGUUGCUUUGUUUACUUACAGGUCCUCUUGAGGAAAUCCUGAAAGCCCCAGGACAUGAGAGGAGUGAAAUAAAAGCCCAAAGAUCCAGAGAGAGACAGAGAAGUAAGAGAAAUCACUUAACCUAACUGAGGAGAAAAAAACAGACAGGAAAUUCCAGUCCAUCCUACCUCAUCCCUUGCAGACAAGGUUAACACCCUGAACAUGACCUCAGACCACAUGCCAGGUCCAGUGUGCCUCAUUGAGAACAUAGAUGGGAAACUGAUGGUUAAUCAGGAAGCCUUGACGAUCCUGUCUGCCCUUACGCAGCCUGUAGUGGUGGUGGCUAUUGUGGGUCUCUACCGCACAGGCAAAUCCUACCUGAUGAACAAGCUGGCUGGGAAGAAACAGGGCUUCUCCCUGGGCUCCACAGUGCAGUCUCACACCAAGGGAAUCUGGAUGUGGUGUGUGCCUCACCCCGAGAAGCCAAACCACACUUUAGUUCUGCUUGACACUCAGGGCCUGGGAGGUGUAGAGAAGGAAGACAACGAGAAUGACUCCUGGAUCUUUGCCCUGGCCAUCCUCCUGAGCAGCACCUUCAUAUACAAUAGCAUGGGAGCCAUCAACCAGCAGGCCAUGGACCAACUGCACUAUGUGACAGAGUUGACAAAUCAAAUCAGGGCAAAAUCCUCACCUGAUAGUAAUGAGGUUGAGGAUUCUGCUGACUUUGUGAGAUUCUUUCCAGACUUUGUGUGGGCUCUGAGAGACUGGAUUCUGAAGCUUGAAGCAGAUGGACAAUCCAUCACAGCAGACAAGUAUCUGGAGAAUUCCUUGAAGCUAAAGCCAGGUACCAGUCAAGAAGAAAAAAUUUUUAACCUGCCCCGAGUCUGUAUCCAAAAGUUCUUCCCAAAGAAGAAAUGCUUUGUUUUCCAUCCACCCACUAAGUGGAAGAAGCUUGUCCAUCUUGAGACACUGCAGGAUGAUGAGCUGGAUUCUGAAUUUGUACAACAAGUUGCAGAAUUCUCUUCCUACAUCUUCAGCCAUUCUAAGAUCAAGAUUCUUUCAGGCGGCAUUAAGGUCAAUGGGCCUCGUCUGAAGAGCCUGGUGCUGACCUACGUCAAUGCCAUCAGUAAUGGAUCUCUGCCCUGCAUAGAAAAUGCAGUCCUAGCCUUGGCUCAGAUAGAGAACUCGGCCACAGUGCAAAAGGCCAUUGCCCACUAUGACCAACAGAUGGGCCAAAAGGUGCAGCUGCCCACAGAAACUUUCCAGGAGCUGCUGGACCUGCACAGGGCCAGUGAGAAAGAGGCCAUUGGAGUCUUCAUCAGGAAUUCAUUCAAAGACAUAAACCAUUUAUUUCAAAAGGAAUUAGCGGCCCAGCUAGAGAAAAAGUGGAAUGACUUUUGUGAAAAGAAUCUGCGAGCUUCAUCAGAUCAUUGCUUAGCUUUACUUCAGGAUAUUUUUAGUCCUCUGGAAGAAGAAGUGAAGCAGGGAGUUUAUUCUAAACCAGGGGGAUAUCGUCUCUUCAUUCAGAAGACACAAGAGCUGAAGAAAAAGUACCUGCAGGAACCCAGGAAGGGGAUACAGGCUGAAGAAAUUCUGCAGAAAUACUUGAUGUCCAAGGAGUCUGUGACUGAUGCAAUUCUACAGACAGAUCUGACUCUCACAGAAAAAGAAAAGGAGACUGAAGUGGAACGUGUGAAAGCUGAGUCUGCACAGGCUACAGCAAAAAUGUUAAAGGAAAUGCAAAUAAAGCAUCAGCAGUUAAUGGAACAGAAAGAAAAGAGUCAUCAGGAACAUGUGAAACAAUUGACUGAGAAGAUGGAGGACAAGAACCAACUGUUGGCACAACAAGAGAGCAUUCUAGCUCUCAAACUUCAGGAACAGGAACAACUUCUUAAGGAAGGAUUUAAAGAGGAGAGAAUAAAACUUCAGAAAGAGAUCCAGGAUCUCCAGAUGAGAAGCAUAGAGACAAGUACAUCAGUGAAACUUGUGAUAGCUGAAUUUGCACAGGAUGCAAAAAAAAUGUUGGAGGAAAUGCAAAUAAAGUAUCAGCAGAUGAUGGAACAGAAAGAAAAGUGUCACCAGAAACAUGUAAAUCAAUUUAUUGAGAAGAUGGAGAGAGAUACAGAACAGUUAUUCACAGAGCAAAAUAGGACUCCAGCUCUUAACUUUCAGGAAAUCAUGACAUUUAGACCCAUCAUGAUGGCCCCCAUUUGUCUAGUAGAAAACCAUAAAGAGCAGUUGACGGUGAAUCCAAGUGCAUUAAAGAUUCUUGAUGAGAUAACCCAGCCUGUGGUGGUGGUGGCCAUUGCAGGGCUGUAUCGUACAGGAAAAUCCUACCUGAUGAACCUCCUGGCAGGACAGAACCGUGGCUUCCGUCUGGGCUCCACUGUGAGGUCUGAAACCAAGGGCAUCUGGAUGUGGUGCGUACCUCACCCUUCUAAGCCAGACCACACCCUGAUCCUUCUGGACACUGAGGGCCUGGGUGAUGUGAAAAAGGGAGACACUAAGAAUGACUCCUGGAUCUUUGCACUGGCCGUGCUUCUGAGCAGCACCUUUGUCUACAACAGUAUGGGCACCAUCAACCAACAGGCCCUGGAGCAGCUACACUAUGUGACUGAAUUAACAGAGCUAAUCAGGACAAAAUCUUCCUCCGGAACUGAAGAAGUAGAUGACUCCACCGAGUUUGUGGGUUUUUUUCCAGACUUUAUUUGGACUGUACGGGAUUUCUCCCUGGAGUUGAAGAUAGAUAAAAGCCCCAUCACUGAAGAUGGGUACCUGGAGGAUGCCUUGAAGCUGAUUCCAGCAGGCAGGAAUCCCAAAAUCCAAAAUUCCAACUUGCCUAGAGAAUGUAUCAGGCGUUUCUUCCCAAAACGGAAGUGCUUUGUCUUUGACCGGCCUACAAGUGACAACAGUUUCUUAUACCAGAUUGAGGAAGUGCCAGAACACCAGUUGGAUUGUAAUUUCCAGAUGAAAUUAAAAAAGUUCCGUUCCUAUAUCUUCAGCCAUGCAAAGACCAAGACCGUGAGAGAGGGAAUCAUUAUCACUGGGAAGCGACUGGCGACUCUGGUGGAAACCUAUGUGAAUACCAUCAACAGUGGAGCAGUACCUUGUUUGGAGAACGCAGUGACAACUUUGGCCCAGUGUGAGAACUCGGUGGCUGUGCAGAAGGCAGCUGACCACUACAGCAAGGAGAUGGCCCAGUGCCUGAGGCUUCCCACAGACACGCUCCAGGAACUGCUAGAUGUGCACGCGGCCUGUGAGAGGAAAGCCAUUGCACUCUUCAUGGAGCACUCCUUCAAGGAUGACAAGAGGGAAUUCCAGAAGAAUCUCUUGGACAUCAUAGGGGAGAAGAUGGAGGAUUUUGUGCUACAGAAUGAAGAGGCAUCUGACAAAUACUGCCAGGCUGAGCUUAAGCAGCUUUCAGAGCCCCUGAUGGAAAAUAUUUCAAGAGGUAUUUUCUCUGUUCCUGGAGGACACGCUCUCUACUUAGAAGCAAAGAAAAAGGUUGAACAAGACUAUGCACAAGUGCCCAGGAAAGGAGUUAAGGCAAACGAGGUCCUCCAGACAUUCCUGCAGUCACAGGCAGCAAUAGAAGAAUCCAUCUUGCAGUCAGACAAAGGCCUCACGGAUGCAGAGAAGGCCAUAGCAGUGGAGCAGGCCAAGAAGGAGGCAGCUGAGAAGGAACAGGAGCUGCUAAAACAUAAAAACCAGGAGCAGCAGCAAAAGAUGGAAGCUCAACAGAGAACUUUCCAGGAACACAUAGCCCAACUGGAAAUGAAGAUAAAGAAAGAAAGAGAAAACCUCCUGAGAGAGCUGGAAAGGAUACUGGAGCAUAAUCUGAAGAUCCAAGAAGAACUGCUUAUGCAAGGAUUUAGAAAGCAAUAUGAGAAGUUAAAGAAAGAGACGGAUCGACAACAAGAAGAGUAUGAAAAAACUAAGAACAAUGAACGCUCAUGGUUUUCACGGCUCCUUGAGGAGGCUUUCAGAGCACUAUCUACAGUAUCACUUCAGGACCUUGAGCUAUUCGCUGAAAUAAUGAAAUAUCUCAGCUUACUUAAUAAAUGAGCUUAGAAUUCCUGUUGAGGAAAUUUGAUAAUGAGCCUUCUUUUGUUAUGUUGUAGCUCAUUUUGUGUAUAUCUGUUAUAUUAAUUUCAUUUAAAAAACUUUAAAAAUAAAAAGUGAUUACUAAACAAGAGCAGGAACUGCCAUAGCAAAAUACAAACUUAAUUUUGAUGAAAUUAAUUUAAAGAAAUGGGGAACAAUAGUUAAAAGAUGUAAUGGAAAAAAAAAACCAAAUCUGCAAUUAGCAACAAAACAUACGAAAUAUUGUAGAAUAUAAUUAUCAAGAAGUAUAUAAAAUUUGGGGGACAUCUAGGUCAAUUGGCAUAACAAAGUUUAUUAAGAAAAUGUCCUGCAUCCCACUUUGGUGUGUGGCAUCUGGGGUCUUAAAAGCUUGCAA
This is a messenger RNA of Trichechus manatus latirostris (Florida manatee), 4484 nucleotides long. Its product is annotated as guanylate-binding protein 1-like. Bases 248 to 4090 code for a protein of 1280 amino acids. The transcript is spliced from 22 exons. The record is from RefSeq and is a predicted model, not a curated record. Lineage: Eukaryota; Metazoa; Chordata; Mammalia; Sirenia; Trichechidae. Gene Ontology annotation, molecular function: GTPase activity; GTP binding.